GUGAAAUCACGUUCCCAAAUUUCGCAGUCUCUCCUUUCAGUUCCAAUUUCCCAACUCUCCAUUGAAGCCGGAGCUCUCUCUCUCUCUCUCUCUCUCUCUCUCUCUCCCUCUCUCUCGCAGUCAUGGCGGCUCUAGCUCGAUUCUCUAAGAAGGCUUUAACCACUCUCUCGUCUCAGCAGAAUAUCCUUCAUCGUGGGCUCGCCACUGAGGCUGGGAAGGCCGUAAAUCCAUCGGCCGAUCGAGUCCAAUGGGACUACCGAGGUCAGAGGAAGAUCAUCCCGCUUGGGCAGUGGCUCCCAAAGGUGGCCGUGGACGCCUAUGUUGCGCCAAAUGUAGUUUUAGCCGGACAGGUUACCGUCUGCGAUGGUGCUUCAGUCUGGCCCGGUUCGGUCCUACGAGGCGAUCUCAACAAGAUCACCGUUGGAUUCUGCUCCAAUGUUCAGGAACGAAGCGUCAUUCAUGCCGCUUGGUCUUCGCCUACAGGCCUUCCAGCAGAGACAUUUAUUGAGAGGUUUGUGACAAUCGGUGCAUACAGUCUCUUGCGUUCUUGCACAAUUGAACCGGAGUGCAUUAUUGGGCAGCACUCUAUUCUCAUGGAAGGUUCGUUGGUGGAGACUCACUCUAUCUUGGAGGCUGGAUCCGUGGUUCCCCCAGGGAGACGAAUUCCAACUGGCGAACUUUGGGCUGGAAAUCCUGCAAGGUUUGUCCGAACUCUUUCCCAUGAAGAAACCUUAGAGAUCCCAAAACUUGCUGUAGCAAUCAAUGAUCUGAGCAAAGAACAUUUCAUGGAGUUCCUUCCUUACUCCACAGCAUAUUUGGAGGUUGAAAAGUUUAAGAAGUCAUUGGGCAUCACUAUUUGAUAAAAAUCUUUAUAUUUAAUUGUCAUUUUUACAUGUAUCUUUUAGUUGGGAGGUGUUCCUUGUAAGGAAAUAAGCAGCUCCAAGACAUAGAGCAAAGCUUUUUGAGAGUUCUCUCUUUGUAUUUGAUUGUUUUUCUUCAGGCCAUUGAAAGAUUUAUUUCGAAUGAUACACUUGUUACUGAGAAAGGCACCUAUCACCUAUGUGGAAUUUUCUUGACAAGCUCAUAAUUGGGGUUCAUGCAUAAAAAUUUGCUUUGCAUAAAAAAGAUCAUUGGUGCUUUUUACCCUUUUUCUUGUUUGGUAUGAUUGAGAAACUUGAUUUGAG
Molecule: messenger RNA, 1184 nt
Organism: Cannabis sativa
Lineage: Eukaryota; Viridiplantae; Streptophyta; Magnoliopsida; Rosales; Cannabaceae
Product: gamma carbonic anhydrase-like 2, mitochondrial
Exons: 2
Coding region: 123-860 (245 amino acids)
Source: RefSeq, a predicted model, not a curated record